Salmo salar (Atlantic salmon) is the source of this 1549-nucleotide messenger RNA. Lineage: Eukaryota; Metazoa; Chordata; Actinopteri; Salmoniformes; Salmonidae. The record is from RefSeq and is a predicted model, not a curated record.
UUCUUCAACAACUGCAGCCACCUCGGUAGCUCGCUAGCAGACAAAGUCGGAACAUUCAUGUUCUUUAUACGAUUUCAUGGUUUAUUUGCCACUAUGAUUUAAACAUCAUUAUGUGGAAACAACUAGCUACCCCAUUAAAUGUAAUAUUUACGUUGUAAGUCAGCUAGCUGGCUGGUUAAGUUAGCACUAGUCUGGUCGCUAAUGCUAGCUAGCUAUUAUCCACGACCAUGAGCUCACUAAGCUACUCUCCUCCUGCUAAAGAAGAGGAGGUCUGUUGGAUGGAGAAAGAAGCUCUGGCGAAAGAGGAGGCUGUUUCAAUACAAAAAAAAGUAAAUGGCGAGACUGUUACUGUGAAAGAGGAGGAUGUUACUGUGAAAGAAAAGGAGGAAGAUGCCGUUUUUGGAGUGGAGGAUGAAGUGCAAGAAGAUGAAGACAUUUUUGGAACGAAGGAUGAAGAGGGGGAGAUUACUGUCACAUUAGAGGAGGACGAAGAAGAGAAGACUGGAGAACUGAUUAACACCAGUAAAUACAGAGAGAUACUUAACUAUCGUAGAUCCUCUGGGGAGCCUCAACAACCUCAUGAUGCUGAAGAGGUAGAGAAGAGUCUCUCCAGAUCAGAACACCUCAAUAAACACCUGCAGACAUCCACAGGGAAGAGAACUCACUGCUGCUCUGACUGUGGGAAGAGAUUCACCUCAUCAGGCAUUAAAAUUCAUCAGAGAAUACACACAGGAGAGAAAUCUUAUGGCUGUGAUCAAUGUGGGAAGAGUUUUGUUCAAUAUAGCCAUCUGAAGAUACACCAGAGAACACACACAGGAGAGAAAUAUUUUUGCUGUACUCAAUGUGGGAAGAGUUUUGUUACAUCUAGCCUUCUGACAGUACACCAGAGAACACACACAGAAUAUAAAUCGUAUUGCUCUAAUCGAUGUGGGAAGAGUUUCUCAGUCAAACAGCCUGGUACAACACCAGAGAACACACACAGGAGAGAAACCUCUUAGCUGUGACCAGAGAUAAUCUGAUAAAAGAUCAAAUAUCAGAAAAUAUAUGAAGGAGUUGUUUCAUGAUAUCAAUAAAUUAAUGUCAAAAUGUAGAGUGUAAUGACUACACACCCUAUAACACAUACAGCAGAGAAACUUCAGCGUGAACAGAGAUAAUCUGAUAAAAUACCUAAAUCAAUGAAUUAUUGUCACAAUAUAGAAUGUUUUAACAUUGUACUAGGAGUAUUUUAAUAAUGUCACAAUGUAGAAGCCAAAAUGUUUGCCCCUUUAUCAAUUGAUUUCAACAUGAUAUGGAUAUUCGCAUCAGGGGAAAAACCCAGGCUCUGAAUUGAAAGUUGUGUUGAGUUGUGUUACACUUAACACGUUGGUGACGUGGAUGGUAAUAGUACUCAAAUGGAUGAGUACUAUUUAUGUGAUUUAACAGUGAUUUAACAAAAAGUGACUAACACAAAAAGAGCUGUGUUACACUUACCACGUUGGUGACCCACUUGAAUCAAAAUGCAACACUUCAAAAUGUAGCUAGCUGCUUUCUACAAAUUGUCCUCUAACCA